AUUGGUCAUUCUUCGACGGCAUUUUUACAUCCUUUCCAGCCAGUAGACGUAAACCCAAUCUAGGUUUCUACCGCUAUACGCUUUCUCAAGCGACCUCGAUCCCUCUCGAACCAUUUUAGACGACAAACUCGAGAAUAUACUCUCUUCGCGUUCACAGGGACUAUAUGACUUCGUCUACCGCAAAAGAGGAAGUGGCAGCAUCUACGAUGGAUGAGAUGCUGAUGUAUGUAAACGAGGACGGGAUCGUAUAGGUGAAUCCUAACUUGUCUGGUUAGACGUACUUUGACCACACCCGGCCACGAAUCGAUCCUGUCGUCUGUGUCAAUGUUCUCAGCCUCUUCUAUUCCUAUGGUUGAGGAAAUGAGAUGAACCAGACAUUGGAAUGGGUGUACCAGGUUCUUCUCCAUCGUGCUUACCUCCAAGGAUCACGGUAUUACGAGACAGCAGAGAGCUUCCUCUUCUUCCUCUAUCGAUUUAUCGGCGGCUGUGAUAACCCAGCCACCCAUAGUCGUUUCUAUCCACUCCUGAAAGAGAGAGUUAUGGAAUGGAUUGGGACGGAAGGAGACGGACUUGCCUUGGCAAUGCGUCUAAUUGUGUGCAAAUUUACAGAUGUGAAAAAUGACAUCGACCUCCAGACUCUUCGAGGACUCCAGCGUGAGGAUGGAGGAUGGGAUACCGGUUUAAUAUACAAAUAUGGGUCUUCGGGUCUGAGUAUUCGGAAUCGAGGUCUGACAACGGUAAUGGCUAUCCAUGCUAUCCAGCGUAGUAACUUCGCUAGUUCCUCACUAUGA
Guyanagaster necrorhizus is the source of this 791-nucleotide messenger RNA. RefSeq lists its product as uncharacterized. Bases 366 to 791 code for a protein of 141 amino acids. The transcript has a single exon. The record is from RefSeq and is a predicted model, not a curated record. NCBI's taxonomy places the organism in Eukaryota, Fungi, Basidiomycota, Agaricomycetes, Agaricales, Physalacriaceae.